AUGCUGGGGCCAGGAGCCACGGCACAGUUUGUCUCCCUUGCGGGGUUUCCCCCCCCGCCCCCCAGCAGCGCAUCCCCGGACCCCCGAGGGGGGGACACGGACCCGCCGGGCAAACCCUGCGCUCUGCUGCCCAACCGGACGGGACAAGGCAGCCAGAGCGGUGCCAACCGGUCCUGGGGGCUGCAAGGUGAGGAGACCCCCGAGGGCAACGGCACCACGCUGACUUUCGCCUUGGACGUGCAGGCGGUGGGCGUCGGGGUCUUCCUGGCCGUCUUCAUCCUCUCAGCCAUCGUGGGGAACAUCCUCGUCAUCCUCUCGGUGGCGUGUAACCGGCACCUGCAGACCGUCACCAACUACUUCAUCGUCAACCUGGCCAUCGCCGACCUGCUGCUCAGCACCACGGUGCUGCCCUUCUCGGCCACCUUGGAGGUGUUGGGCUUCUGGGUGUUUGGGCGCAUCUUCUGCAACAUCUGGGCAGCGGUGGAUGUGCUGUGCUGCUCUGCCUCCAUCAUGAGCCUGUGCAUCAUCUCCGUGGACAGGUACAUCGGCGUCAAGUACUCCCUCAAGUACCCCACGAUCAUGACCGAGAGGAAAGCGGGGGUCAUCCUCGUGGUGGUCUGGCUCUCCUCCAUGGUCAUCUCCAUCGGUCCGCUGCUGGGAUGGAAGGAGCCCCCGCCGCCGGAUGAGAGCAUCUGUAGCAUCACGGAGGAGCCGGGCUAUGCCUUGUUCUCCUCCCUCUUCUCCUUCUACCUGCCCCUCAUGGUCAUCCUGGUGAUGUACUUCAGGAUCUACGUGGUGGCCAGGCGGACCACCCGGAGCUUGGAGGCCGGGGUCAAGAAGGAGAGGAAUAAAUCCAUGGAGGUGGUACUGCGCAUCCACUGCCGCAGCGUGCUGGAGGAGCCUCUCUCCAGCACCAGGAGCAAGGGGCACAACUUCAGGAGCUCCCUCUCCGUGCGGCUCCUCAAGUUCUCUCGUGAGAAAAAAGCAGCCAAGACUCUCGCCAUCGUCGUGGGUGUUUUCAUUCUCUGCUGGUUCCCCUUCUUCUUCGUCCUGCCUUUUGGUUCUUUCUUCCCAUCUCUGAAGCCCUCGGAAAUUGUCUUCAAAGUUAUCUUCUGGCUGGGAUACUUCAACAGCUGUGUGAACCCCAUCAUCUACCCGUGCUCCAGCAAAGAGUUCAAACGAGCUUUCAUCAGGCUGCUCAAGUGCCAAUGCCACCGGAGGAGGCGGCCCAUUUGGCGUGUUUAUGACCACCACUGGCGAGGGGCCUCCAUGAACAGCUCGGUGCAAGACUCUGAGACGGACCUGAGGCCCAGGAUUAACACCCUGAACAGCUCGUUCAUAUUUAACUCCUCCUUGCAGGAGAGAGCCGGUAAGAGGCGAACAGUCAGCUUCAAGGGCUGGAAAAUGCUCACCCCUUUUCAGAAACCAGCAUCCACUCAGCUGAAGGAGAAGAUGAACAGCCUUUCUAACAAAAUCCGGGGUGGCUCCAGCAAAGGGGGGGUGACAGCCACCUACAAACCAGAGGUGGAGUCUGUCUCUAUCGGGAUCCCUCAUGACUUCACGGAAACCAUCGACUACCAAACCUAUGACUUAACAGACUGCUGCGGGUUGAGAGAAACAGAUAUUUGAAGCCACUGGGAGAGCAGUUGAUGGUUUCUUUAGAUGUAUCUAGCAGAAACGUGAAGGGAUACCAUCUGUGGGUCUGUCAGGCAGACUGGAAGCAGCAAUCAGGUAUAAAAUGCAGUUGCCCAAAGGUUAUACAAGCAUGCCCCACAAGGAGGUCAGCCCCUUCUGUGGGAUUAUGGGUUCCUCAAAUAAGAAUCAAUGGCAUUAUCCCAUCUUAAUGAGACUCAGCAGGAGGGGAAGCUGUGGGGUGGAUAUGGCCUUAGGACAAGAGCUGUUUCCUCCAAUGGAUGGUUAUCUUUGACUUUGGAAGAAGCUGUGCAAUUAAGGGAAACCAGGAUGUCUCCUUUGCCUUAAAAACACCACCAUAAAUCUAAUGGAAAGCUCAAACCCCAAAAGAUGCCAACCCUGCCUUAGUACAUGUGAUCAUGUUUCCAUCCAGAGGCAGCACCCAGAGAGGACUCUGUCAAGCAGCAGUCGGCAGUUGAUCCUUUAGGUAAUGGGUUGGAAACUUGUAGGGCUGGACAGGACCUCCAGCCAAGGCCUUUGCUUUGGAGGGAAAGCAGACUGUGGUAUUCCCAAACAGGGUGGGGGACCCUAGCUCUCAGCCAUCGUGUCUGCAGUGACCACGGCUUUGCCCCUUCCACAUAACCUGGGUUUAGGCCAGAGAAGAAGCCCAAACGUGUACCCUGAUGCCAAUGGGUGUGUGGGUCUCUCUUCUCUAAUUCCAACCUGUGAUGCAUUUCUUAUUUCACUUUCCAGUGAAACACUUGCAACCCACCUUGUUCUAGUGCAGAUCCAUCUGUGACACAGGGAGAAAGCAGCUUCUUUUGGUGUCGGUCACUUCUUGUUCUUGUUGUUGUCUCUUUCAAACAACACGGGAUAAAGAUGUGUCCUAAGGGCUCCGCUCAGGUCCAUAGCCAACCUGCAUGUGGCUCAGGAAAGGUGGGAUAGCGGAGUUCGGGGCACGUUUCUACUACCUAUAGAGUCAAAGCUAAAAUGGAGCUGAUGUGCAGUUGGAGUUCCCUCAUGGAGCUCCCUCCCCAGUCAGGGGCAUGCCCAUGACUCUUCUCCCAAGUGGUUUCCCAUGUACUUGAUACAUCAAAGCCUUUCAUGGCUAUCAACAAUUGGCCUUUGUUAUGUCUGGAAGCAUGGUCAAAAGCAAUGUCAAUAUGGGGGGGUUUGCCCUGAUCACAGCCCCAGAGCGUGAACUUCCUUCAGGAUGGCACCACGGCCUUCUCCGGGGACCUCGGGGAGGUUGGAGUCAUGACAGACCCACCUCAGCCAGGCUCACACAAAUCAUGAAUUGCAACUCAGAAAAUGGUCACUCAGACUCGACUUGGCCAUGUAUUGCAUGCACUGGUACUAUCAAAUUUCAGGUAGGACAGUGAGCCACAGAGACUGACCAUCAGAUUGGGCUGUGAGAGCAGAGGCAGGAGACACGUAGGCAACAAAAGCAAAGUCUGGAUCUGAGGUGCAGUGUCUCAAGCCAGCUGACGGGAACAGGAACUCAAGGAGUUUAAGCAUGACACUGAAUGUGUCCUGGAUGGCAACUCAUCCACAUCAGCACUGUCCCCCAAACCCAUUAAGAGUCUUUCAUGAAUGUGCCUACAGCACAUCUAGCUAAUCCUCUUAAGGGUGGCUAUCAAAGGAAGAUGAAAGGCUUCUACGCAUAGCAAAGAGAAUGUCACCUUUAUUUCUGCUGAUCAUUUGCUUUAAAGGUUAUCAGAACAGAGGAAAAGUUGGACUUCUUUUAUUUUUUACUUUUUUUGUACUGAGACAAUAUAUCUGGAGUUGGCCCUAUCUCGACACCCUUAACACCUUUCUGCCCUUUAUUCAAUACAAGACUCCAAACUGGACAAAUUACUGCGCAAAGACCUGCAGAUUUUGUCCAAACAUUUUCCUCCCAGCAGCAAAUCCCACCAAGGCACAUAGGCAGCAUUGCACUUUCACUGAACCCAGACUCAUUAUUGCCCGCAUGUCCUCCAGUGUCUGCACAAUCAUCCAGAUGUUGCCAGCUUGAGAGGCUCAACCCUACCAAAGCAAAGGCCUAAUACCCCAUGGGAACCUCUGUGGAAAAAUAAGUCUGUCCUUUUUUUUUUUUUUUUUUUGGGAAGUCAGACCCUACAGUGCUAAUGGGGUGACAGAGAAAGUCAUUUUGCAGUGUAAAGACUGCAUCUGCCACUGGUUUCUUGGGGUUUUGAGGGAUCCUGAUGGGAGAGCACACUGGUGGCACUGGGGACAUCGCAAAGAAGGCAUCAGGGAGAGGGCUGUUGCGGAAGAGCAGAGAUGAGUGGAAGGUCAAGGUGGAAGCAUUACUUCUCCCACCUUCCACCCACUUCUCAGGAUGCCAGGUACACACACAUGCCACUGUCAGAGGGAGUAAAUGCCCCCAGAUCUGCAUUUUUGGACCCUGCAUUGCAGGUCUAACACAUGCACAUGCGUAAUGUAAGCAGUUUGGGGACACAGUUUAGGAUGAGCUGAUACAGAUAUCAUCAGAAGGGAAAGUCUAGUUAAGGGGAAAGACGGCCAUUUGCCGCUAAAUGCUCUCUGAUGCUUAGGAGCAGAUUUAUUUAGUGUCUUUCCAUGGCCAGACACCCAUAGCACAUGGUAACGUGUGCAUCCAUGACCAUACAGAUACAGAUACACACUUUACUAUGUUUAUAAAUAUGUGUCAUCUCCAAAAUUAGCAGACAUUCUGCUAUAAAUGGAGACUUUGCAGGGGCUUUUAGCAAUUGCUGACAAGCAGAUCUUUCCCACAAACGAGUUGACAGUGUUGCUUACACUUGCCCAUGAUCUUUUAAAUACACUUCUUUCUUUUUUUUUUGCAAUUUUGAAAUAUUUACAUUUACAGCCUCUAGCCCCUUGACAGCAUCCAGAAGGGAAACAAAUAUUAGUCUGGAGGUUUACUGCCUCUCCAUCCCAAUUCUUUACAGACCUACAGGGGAGAAAAUGAGAAUAAAGUCUGUUUAAGCGUAUGUAUGCACAUACACACAUAAGUGCCCAAACUCUAGCUCGUUUACUUACUGCAUUUGAUCUGGCCCUGAGAGUUACCCUAACAGAUGCUGUAGCAAAGUCUUGAGCUCUGCUGUGCUGCAUUCAGGCAAAAAUACUUGUUUAUCACCUAAGCCAGAGCCCCCCGUUUCAUACAGCAUCUUGCAUCAAAAUAAGCAAAGCCAGGACUGGACUCUGAGUCUGUUCGUGUAGAGCUUCAUUUAGAGCAGACAGGGCUGCCUUUGCUGGCAGGCAAGGAAGAACAAUGUUGUAUGAAAUAUGACCUGAGUAUUUAAAAUUGUGCAUUUCUCUUUGAUUCCCUUAAUCUUCAAGCUCUCCCAAGUUUGGAAAAACGAGCUCAGACCUUCAGGAGGUAAAUUUGUCCCGAUCCCACUGACUUCUCUGGACCCACAAGGGCGUGACCAGCUGAGGGUAUGGCCCCGUUUCUCCAAAUUUGCCAUUUCUCAAAGUACCCAUACCUUGGCUAUCCAGCAGCUCUCGCCUCAUUGCACUGGCUUCGUGUCUCUAUUGCAUUGUCGGACCUUGCUGCUUCAACAAACCAAGUGUUGAGGAUGGUGACCAGCAGCUUUUAUGUCAGUAGACUCUCACAACCCCUUUUUAAGGGGGAAGGAAGGUCCCUGUCAGCCUGAGCUGGACUGCAGUUGGGUUGCAUUACUAUUGUUUACAGUGUGUAUAUAAGUGUACAUUUUCUUUAGCAGACAUUGGAAUUUUUUAUGUAUAGAUUUUUAUUUUUCAUCCCCAGAUGUAUUUAUUAGCCAGAGUAUUUCCAUUUUGUGAUUCCAGUUCUGUCAGAUUGAUGUAAGCUCUAUGAAACAGAAUGCACAUAUUUUUGUUUGUUUGUACCAAAUACAUGCACAAACCUGUCUAAAACGUU
Messenger RNA from Athene cunicularia (burrowing owl), 5512 nucleotides. It is a transcript of the gene ADRA1D, whose product is annotated as adrenoceptor alpha 1D. Gene Ontology annotation, molecular function: alpha1-adrenergic receptor activity. Gene Ontology annotation, biological process: cell-cell signaling; positive regulation of cytosolic calcium ion concentration; phospholipase C-activating G protein-coupled receptor signaling pathway. The coding region runs from base 1 to 1629 and encodes 542 amino acids. NCBI's taxonomy places the organism in Eukaryota, Metazoa, Chordata, Aves, Strigiformes, Strigidae. The transcript is spliced from 2 exons. The record is from RefSeq and is a predicted model, not a curated record. Gene Ontology annotation, cellular component: membrane.